Diversispora eburnea is the source of this 1479-nucleotide messenger RNA. The record is from the annotation of a GenBank genome assembly. NCBI's taxonomy places the organism in Eukaryota, Fungi, Glomeromycota, Glomeromycetes, Diversisporales, Diversisporaceae.
AUGUCAACUCUUCGAUACAUAAUACUUUUCUUUAUAAUAUUAAGUUUACUAAAUGUUGCAUUAGCGAUCAGAUGUGGACCAAAUUUUAAAAAUGCCAAAUGUCCAGGUGAUACUUGUUGCUCUCGAAAGGGAGUUUGCGGAACAGGCGCACAUUGCGGAAGAGGGUGUCAACCUAAUUUUGGUAGAUGCAAUACGUUUGUUAAAACCCACACAAAGCCUUGUGUGACCAAAACUAAUAAACCUACUCCAUCAAUUUCGGUUGACAGUUUAUGUGGCCCGAAUCAUGGAAAUGCUACAUGCCGCAAUAAUCUAUGUUGUUCUAAAUCAGGUCAUUGUGGUAGUACUUCAAAAUAUUGCAAAAGCGGAUGUCAAUCAUCAUUUGGAAGAUGUGAUUCUUCCAAUUUAAAAUCAUCAAUUUCACCAACAACAGAAAUAGAAACACCAACUACAGAAACACCAGCCACAACAACCUCAACAGAAACAGAAACAUCACCAACAUCAACUGCAACAACAGAAAGUCCAACAACACCAACUACAGUAACAACAGAAACAGCAACAACAGCAACAUCAACAACAACAACAUCAUCAUCAUCACCAACUACUUCCAAGUUUCCAAUUUCGACUGAUGGUGCAUGCGGGCCUAAAAAUGGAAAUGCUGUAUGUCCUAAUGAUGAUUGUUGUUCAGUAAAUGGAUUUUGUGGAUCAACAAAAGAUCAUUGCGGAACAGGUUGCCAACAAGAUUUUGGAUUUUGUGGUAUAAUUAAUGAUGGUUUAGAAAUAAUUACUACUUGUUCCAACAAAAAUACUAUUGCUAUUACUUUUGAUGAUGGUCCAAGACAGCUUGCUGGUCGAGAAGCAAAAGCAACAUUCUUUAUUAAUGGUCAUGCAGAACCAGGAUCUUGCAUUUAUGAUUUCGCCGAUAUAAUUCAACGUGCUCAUACCGAAGGUCAUUUAUUAGGUUCACAUACUUGGUCACAUCCUCAUUUAGCUCAAGUAAAUGAAUCAGAAAUUGUUUAUCAAUUAGAUCAAUUAGAAACGGCAUUUAAUAAAAUUCUUGGUACCACACCAAAAUAUUUCAGACCUCCAUUUGGUGAAGGAUUGAAUGAUCCUACACUUCGUAAGGAAUUAAUAAAAAGGGGUUAUAAAGUAGCAUUAUGGGAUAUUGAUACUCGAGAUUUUGAUGAGGAUUUUAAAACAUCAAAAGAACUAUUUUUACAACAAUUUAAUGCAUCAGAAAAAGGUACACCACAUAUUGUUUUAAAUCAUGACAGAGUAGUAACUACAAGUGAAUUAUUGGGUCUGUUUGAAGUAGAAUAUUCUAUUUCUCAAGGAUAUCAAGUACAAACAGUAGCUGAUUGUACAGGUGAUAUUAAUCCCGAAGAUUGGUAUAAUGGACCAGUAAUAUUUGGAACUAGAGAUGAUACAUGGAAAUGUACUUCGGAUGAUAUGCAUUUACAAAUUCCCAGUUUAGAAUCUUAA